Molecule: messenger RNA, 745 nt
Organism: Anolis sagrei ordinatus
Lineage: Eukaryota; Metazoa; Chordata; Lepidosauria; Squamata; Anolidae
Gene: TCF21
Product: transcription factor 21
Biological process (GO): regulation of transcription by RNA polymerase II; developmental process
Molecular function (GO): protein dimerization activity; DNA-binding transcription factor activity, RNA polymerase II-specific; RNA polymerase II transcription regulatory region sequence-specific DNA binding
Source: RefSeq, a predicted model, not a curated record
CCCGGCGAGAGCGCGGCAUCGAGGAGGGGCGCCUCCCGGGAGGCCAUGUCCACGGGCUCCCUGAGCGAUGCCGAGGGGGAGAUGCUGGCCUGCGAGGAGGAAGAGGAGGAGGAGGAGGAGGAAGAGGAGGAGGAGGGGGCCCUGAAGGCCAGGCAGCCCCCUGCGGCCCCUCUGCCUCCCCCUCCGGCUGCUCCCCCCGGCAAAGCGGCGGCGGCGGCGGGGGGCAAGGCGCGGAGGAAGGCUUCCUCGGGGUCCGGCAAGCGGGGCGGCGCGCACUUGGGGGGCGCUGCGGAGGGCAAGCAGGUCCAGCGGCACGCCGCCAACGCCCGGGAGCGGGCCCGCAUGCGGGUGCUGAGCAAGGCCUUCUCCCGGCUCAAGACCACGCUGCCCUGGGUGCCCCCCGACACCAAGCUCUCCAAGCUGGACACCCUCCGCCUGGCCUCCAGCUACAUCGCCCACCUCCGCCAGAUCCUGGCCAGCGACAAGUACGAGAACGGGUACAGUCACCCCGUCAACCUGACUUGGCCCUUCAUGGUUGCUGGCAAACCAGAGAAUGAGCUGAAAGAAGCAGUGAACACUGCCCGGUUGUGUGGUCCCACAGCAUCCUGACCCAGGAUUUUUAAACAUAGGAAAGCCAGCCAUCUGUGUAUAUGUGCAGGUGUUUCUGCAUGCCUAUGUACUGGCGUGUAUGUAUGAAGGGGGGCAGUCAGGAAACAAACAACAAGAUUGCUUUCCCACGAAAGAA